CAACAGUUAUGAAUAGGCAAUAAAUAGAAGUGGAGAAGUGUCGUUGAUAAAGUGUGUUUAAGUUGAGGAUGAGGAAAUCAGCGAAUGUUGUUAUAGAAAUGAAAGGAGAAAAUAAGGGAGAGAAUGAGCAUUGUAAUGAAGAAGUACCUUUACAAGAUGAAAACAGCUAUAGUCAUCAUUUCAGAAAAAUGGUUAAAUCAUUUUGUAGAGAUUGCUGCUCUGUUAAAACUCUCAAAAAAAGAAUACCAAUAAUCAGUUGGUUACCAAAUUAUUCUUUAGCAUAUUUGAAAGGUGAUGCGGUAGCUGGUUUGACAGUUGCUUUAACAGUGAUUCCUCAAGGAUUAGCACUUGCUCAAAUUGCUCAUCUGCCUCCUCAGUAUGGUCUUUAUACAGCAUUUAUGGGAUGUUUUAUGUAUACAAUAUUUGGAAGCUGUAAAGACUUGACAAUUGGACCAACUGCAAUUAUGUCAUUAAUGACUGCGGAAUAUGUUGGUGCUGGAGGAAUUCCAUAUGUUUUGAUAAUGACUUUUCUUUCUGGUUGUUUGCAGCUUCUUAUGGGAAUUUUACAUCUUGGAUUUCUUGUGAACUUUAUAUCUGCAUCUGUUAUAAGUGGUUUCACAUCUGCAGCUGCUAUUACAAUAGCUUCAACUCAAUUAGCUGGUCUUCUUGGAGUAAAAGUUAAAUCUCAAGAAUUUUUUACCUCAAUUUAUGAAAUCUUUUCAAAGAUACAUACAGCAAAUUAUUGGGAUACUAUUAUGGGAAUUUUGUGCGUAAUAAUUCUGUUAUUACUUAGGUAUUUUAAAGAAUUAAAAUUUAGAGAAGACUCAACAAUUACUCCAAAAUUGAGAAAAAUUUUGUCUACAGUUUGGUGGAUGAUUACAACAGGAAAAAAUGCUUUGAUUGUUCUUGUCUGUGGAGGUUUAGCAUCUAUUCUUUUAAUUUAUAACAUAUCUCCAUUUACACUUACUCAGGUUAUCAAAGCUGGUUUGCCACCAUUUGAACCACCACCAUUCUCUGUUGACGUCUAUGAUAAUUCAACUAAUAAAACUGAGCACAAAGAUUUUAUUAGAAUAGUUCAGGAUUUGAGAAUUGGUGUGAUUAUGAUUCCUGUGAUUAGCAUCUUGGAAGCAAUUGCUAUUGCCAAGGCUUUUGCUAAAGGAAAGAAACUUGAUGCAUCACAAGAAAUGAUAGCUUUAGGAAUUGGUAACAUAAUGGGUUCAUUUGUUUCUUCAUUUCCUGCUACUGGAAGUUUUUCAAGGACUGCAAUAAAUUAUAGCAGCGGUGUCAAAACUCAGUUUGGCGGAGUAUUUACAGGAACUACAGUAAUUCUUGCAUUGUGCGUCUUGUCUCCAUAUUUUCGUUACAUUCCUAAGCCGUCUUUAAGUGCCAUCAUAAUUGUUGCCGUUCUUAAUAUGGUGCAUUACAAAGAUAUUCCAGUUAUGUGGAGGACAAACAAACUUGAUCUGUUACCUUUUCUUGCUACUUUUAUUUGUUCAUUUGUAAUCGGGUUGGAAUAUGGAAUUAUUAUUGGUAUGUCCCUUGCAUUGAUGAUAAUCCUAUUUCAACAAGCAAGACCAAAAAUAACAUUUAAAGAUAAACUGACCUCACAGGGACAAAAAUAUUUAUUCGUCCAACCUGAUAGAACAGUAUUGUUUCCUGCUACCGAUUAUCUUACCAGUAAAAUUACACAGAAACUCCCAGAUAAUAAAGAUUUUCAAAAUUAUUUCGUAGUGAUCGACGGUGAAUAUAUCAUAAGUUGCGAUUAUACAAUGGCUGUUGCAAUGAAGAAUAUGAUUGAAAACUUCAGUAAAAUGAACAUAAUUACAGUUUUUGUUAAUUUGAAACAACAUGUUAUUGAUACUAUAAAAGGUGCAAAUCCUAUUGUUUUCUAUUACUGCCCAUCUGAAUCUCAUAUUGAAGAAUUAUUUCAAAGUUAUUUAAAUCGUAAUACAGAAUGGGUUCGGGAUCUUCCGGUCUCCAUAAACCGUCAAGAGUCAGAUGGAAAAUUGGACCAAGACACUCUGGAGCAUCUCUUGGACUCAAAUUACUCCUAAUAAAAAAUUUUCAAAUGUUAAAGAAAGAUAUAUGUAAUAAUUAUUGCACAAAUAAGUUAAAUUUCUUAGAAAUGAUUAGCUUAUGAUCAAAGUAUGUUGUUAUUUAUGAAAGUUAAUUAUAACAUUUGAAAAAUCUCUUGUAUUGUUUAAAUCUCAAAAUGCACUCGCCUCAUUGGCAUUGCUCUUUAUUAAACAGCUUCACAAGAAUCAUGUAGUGGCCGUUGCUGCUGAUCUAAAGUAAUAUGAGGUUAUUUUACUUGUAGGCAGUUUUAUACCCCCAAAAAUUGACCAUAAUACAUAUACAUUAUGCAUAUAUUUUUUGCUAUCUUAUAUAGCAUGUAAUAUAUAUUGUAGUAUAUAUUACGUGCUAUAUAAAUAUAUAGCACGUAACAUAUAUUGCAUAUAUAUUACGUGCUAUAUAUUUUUUGCUAUACAUGCUGACAACUUGAAAUUUGUAGAUAUUAGUAUACAAAAUACACUAUAGCGUAAAAUUCGUUUUGAAAUUAUAAACUGUCGAAAGUACAUUUUAAAAAUCUCUUAUCAAGAUGGGAAUGCUGUCGGUAUGGUUACACGAGUACAGAUUUUAUCACUAACACAUAACAGUAUUAAGUACGCACUGUGCAAUUAAUCUUUACAACUAAAAUGCUUAAAUUUCUGUAUAAAUGUAACAAAUUUUGUAUUAGAAGAUUUAAAUAAGUUGUUUUCAACUGGAACAAUGUGACACAUUAGUAUGCUUCAAUGACAAUUCAGGGUUGCUGUGAAAUAGUGCCCAGCCUUAUAGUUAAUACACAUAAAAGUGCAAUAACUAUAUUUGAUACAGAAGUAUGGGUGCUACAAGAAGAAAAUUUGCCAAGUCUGGGAGUGGCACUGUUGGAAAAAGAUUGAAAAGCACUGACUUAAGUCAAGUCUGUAAAGUAUUUUACACAGUAUUUUUAAGGAUGGAAUUAUAUAUAUAUAUAAGUAAUUUAUUUUGAUGUAAAUUAGUAAUUUACUGUUGUAGUAAUAAUUGUUCUAA
Molecule: messenger RNA, 3069 nt
Organism: Centruroides sculpturatus (bark scorpion)
Lineage: Eukaryota; Metazoa; Arthropoda; Arachnida; Scorpiones; Buthidae
Product: sodium-independent sulfate anion transporter-like
Exons: 20
Coding region: 69-2054 (661 amino acids)
Biological process (GO): transmembrane transport
Cellular component (GO): membrane
Molecular function (GO): sulfate transmembrane transporter activity
Source: RefSeq, a predicted model, not a curated record